CUACUGGGCCCGUAAUGGGCCUGUUAAGAGCAUCUUCCUGGACCGGAUUGGGCUCGAACUGAAGGCCCAUAAAGCCCUCGGCCUCGACGGAGGCAGAGACGAGACGACAGCGAGAGAACGAGACGCAGGUCGUCGUCGACAUGGCCGCCGGACAGCAGCAGCUCGCCGGCGCCGGCGACCGGGGCUCCUCCUCCUCCUCCCACCCGCCGCCACCGCCGCCGCCCAAGAUCCUCCUCGCGAAGCCGCCGCUGCCGCCGCCAUCGUCCUCCGGCGCCGACGACGAGGGCGGAGGCGGGGGCCGCGCGCGGCAGGGGCCGCAGCCGGGCUCGCUCAGCCUCGUCUCCGACGCGUGGGAGGUCCACACCGACAAGAUCCUCCCGUAUUUGACAGAGAACAAUGAUUUCAUGGUGAUUGGGAUAAUUGGUCCACCUGGUGUGGGCAAGUCAACCAUCAUGAACGAGCUUUAUGGAUAUGAUGGAACCUCACCUGGAAUGCAUCCUCCCUUUGCUACACAAACUGAGGAAAUCAAAGCAAUGUCAAAGCACUGUACUUCAGGUGUUGACUUCAGGAUAUCUCAUGAACGUGUUAUACUCCUCGACACUCAGCCAGUGUACAGCCCAUCCAUCCUAAUUGAUAUGAUGAGGCCAGAUGGUUCAUCCACUCUUCCUGUUCUUAGCGGCGAUCCAUUACCAGCAGACCUGGCCCAUGAGCUAAUGGGAAUCCAGCUUGGUGUUUUCUUGGCAUCUGUCUGCAAUAUUUUGUUGGUUGUAUCAGAAGGGAUCAAUGAUUUUUCCAUGUGGGACCUCAUGCUUACGGUUGAUUUACUGAAGAACAGCAUACCUGACCCAUCUUUGUUGACCUCAUCAUCUACGCAAGAAAAGGAAAACAAAAAUGAUAACCAAUCAGGCAGUGAAGAGUUCAUGGCUGAUGUCUGCUUUGUGCAUGCUAGAUUACGGGAACAUGACUUUUCUCGUUCAAAGCUCAUGUUUCUAAGGAAGAUUCUUGGAGAACACUUUGAGCCGUCCUCGUUGAGCAUUGGUAGCACUAGCACAACACCUGCAGAUACUGAUUCCUCAGUGCCUUCAAGCAUGACAGUUGACGAGUUGAGCUCCAGUCAACAGGACGUGUUUCUUCUUCCGUUAAGAGCACAUGAUAACUCAACGAAGUUUGAGUAUGGGACAUACUCAUCCAUGUUAGGGAUGCUUCGUGAUCAGGUCUUGUCAAGGCCACCAAGGCCAUUCUCAAAGAAUCUCUCAGAGCGCGAUUGGUUGAGAAGCUCGGCGAAGAUAUGGGACAUGGUGAAGAAAUCUCCUGUCAUCUCGGAAUACUGCAAGGCGCUCCAGAGCUCAGGACUGUUCAGAAAGUAGACAUGUAUCUGUUUGUAACUCUGUAUGCCGUCGAUUCAGACUGACCUGAAACACAAUGGUCGCUGUUAGAUCAGAAGAUGAAUUCGAUCCAUGUUGACUUUGAGUUUUGUCUAGUUUCGGAGUCUAAAAGCUGAAAAGACUAUGUGAGAAAGGAAGUCCAAUCUUAGGCGCUGUCCGUUUUGUUUUUCCA
Messenger RNA from Brachypodium distachyon (stiff brome), 1557 nucleotides. Its product is annotated as protein SMG9. Lineage: Eukaryota; Viridiplantae; Streptophyta; Magnoliopsida; Poales; Poaceae. The record is from RefSeq and is a predicted model, not a curated record. Bases 141 to 1367 code for a protein of 408 amino acids. Gene Ontology annotation, molecular function: GTP binding. The transcript is spliced from 8 exons. Gene Ontology annotation, biological process: nuclear-transcribed mRNA catabolic process, nonsense-mediated decay.